Messenger RNA from Lecanosticta acicola, 1946 nucleotides. The record is from the annotation of a GenBank genome assembly. Lineage: Eukaryota; Fungi; Ascomycota; Dothideomycetes; Mycosphaerellales; Mycosphaerellaceae.
AUGAGCGGCUCUCCUUCAGACUCAGCGGCAGUCAUGGCCCUGAGAGACCAAUUCGGCGACCGCAAACCGCCAGAUAUCACUCGCAAGAUCACCGCAUGUGUAGCUUGCCGGAAGCAAAAAAUCAAAUGCCACAUGCGGGACGGCCAGCCGCCAUGUACGAGAUGCAAGAAACGCGGCCUACCGUGCACUGUCAACAAAAGCCUGCAGAUGAUCCUCGAGAGCGACGCCAGCUGGAAACACGUCGUCGACCGCAAGCUCCGAAUUUUCGAAUCGGCACUGGGCAAACUUGCCAACCAACUUCAGAUUCCAGACCUGAUAGAAGAUGACCAGGAGCUUGACGAGGACACGCCGGAGCCCUCGAAUUCCCAUGCUCGUCAAGCCCAGGUAUCGCCGCAUACCGAGAAGCACACCCCGCUGAACUUCGAAGUGGUCAUGGAUCCAGACUCCGGGCCUGCAGCGAUCCCAGGCUCGGUGGUUUCGCCAAUUGCAAUCCCGGGUCUGGAGAUCAAUCGCGCGGACCACGAUAUCAUCACCCGUGGCAUCGUUACCAAAGACCAGGCGGAACGCUAUCUCGAUAUCUACCAAAAUCGCCUCGACCACUUUCUCUAUAGGAUCAUUGGCGAUCGCAGAGACCUGUCGGAGGUGCGGCAAGCGUCGCCUCUACUUCUUGCAGCAAUCUGCGCCGUCGGAGCCCUUCACAUGAACACUCCGGACUUCGAAAAGUGCUAUCAGGAGUUUGUCUCGAUUGCAGCGUCGCAGACAUUUUCUCGACGCAACACCGUCGAUGACAUACGGGGUCUCUGCGUCGCUGCCUUCUGGCUGAGCGGCAUUUCCUGGACCUGCGUUGGCACGGCUGUCCGCAUCGCGACCGAGAUUCAACUGCACAGGAGUAUAUUCAAGGCACUAAACAACGACAGGACCCAUUACCAGCGUACCAGGCUGUACUACCUGGUCUUCGUGUGCGACCACCAUUUCUCUGUGGCGUAUGGCCGACCGCCGAUGACCCGUCAGGAUGAUGCAAUUCGCGCCGCGCUGCAAUUUCUUGAGACUGAACAUGCAGUGGAGGACGACGCUCGACUUAUCUCGCAGGUCCAGUUCUGGUCGGUGGCUAGCGAGAUCUACGGGACGUUCGGAGUGGACGUGGAGAGGCCCUUGGACGCCAGCAUGAUCGAGCCGCUGCGCAGAUUCAGCAUAAGCCUCGACCGUAUUAGAGCCGACUGGACACAACGAUUCAGACUCAACCAGUAUGUCGGGGAUUACCCCCGAAAGGGCGUUGGCCUCCAUUGUCACUUUGCCAAGCUGUACCUCUACUCCAUGGCCUUCCGGGGCAUCGGCAAGCCAGGCUUCAAAGCGCCGGAUGUGGCGCUCGAUAUCGAUGAGAUAGCGAACUCGGCCGUACUGUCAGCCACCUCGAUCAUCCGGGCUGUGGUUACGGAUACCGAGAUCCAGAGCUUCCUGAAUGGCUUGCCGACUUACUUCGACUUGAUGAUUGCCUUUGCCGUGGUGUUCGUGCUGAAAGUUUCUACCAAAUAUGCCAGCUCCGUCCGCGUCGAUACCAGCGAGAUUAGGAGCCUAGUUGUGCGUGUAACUCUUCUUGAGCAUUGAUCGGUUCUGUGCUGACCGAAGAAUAGACCAAUCUGGUAGCUGUCCUGAGAGAUGUUACUGCCGAUAUGCACCCUCGCCACCUUCUAGUCGGCGUGGCCAAAGGAGCAGAGAGCCUACUCGACCGAUGCGGGCCGCAAGAAGUGCAAGGCCCUGUGCCAUCCAACGCUCAUGUGACUAUGAGCCAACCGACAUUUGAUGAAAGUCUGUUCGACAUGUCGACUGAAUGGAAUGGCCAGUCGUUUGACAACUUCUUCAUGGGAGAAUUUGAUUUCUUGUCAAAUCAAGACGCCAUGAAUACCUAUCAGCCUGACCUGAACUACAACUCGAUGUCACAGAUGUGA